AUGCCAAACGAAGUCUCCUGGGGGACAGAUGAGGGCGGUUAUAUACACCUGAGGGGGACACUUGAGCGGGAGAGGGGAACCAACGGACUGCUCACCACCUUCUUCUGCCUAAGCGCCCACCCCAUGCACGUCGGUGCACAAAUCACCACCAUCACACUUAAGUUUCUAACUUUGGAAAGCUUCCGUCUCAUCCACCCAAUUAAAAUGUCCGACUGGAACCCUAGUCCAGUGUGA
Molecule: messenger RNA, 234 nt
Organism: Penicillium verrucosum
Lineage: Eukaryota; Fungi; Ascomycota; Eurotiomycetes; Eurotiales; Aspergillaceae
Exons: 1
Coding region: 1-234 (77 amino acids)
Source: RefSeq, a predicted model, not a curated record